This is a messenger RNA of Caenorhabditis bovis, 1626 nucleotides long. NCBI's taxonomy places the organism in Eukaryota, Metazoa, Nematoda, Chromadorea, Rhabditida, Rhabditidae. The record is from the annotation of a GenBank genome assembly.
AUGAAUUACUCGGAUGAGGAGAAGCCGAUGAAGCGCGAGGCUCAACAGACGUAUGAGGUGCAAGUCGAGAUUCCUGAUGAGCCUGAUUCAUUUUUCAGCAUUCAUAAACUUUGGGCAUUCACGGGACCCGGAUUCUUGAUGAGCAUCGCUUAUUUGGAUCCGGGAAACAUUGAAAGCGAUUUGCAAGCCGGAGCAAUCGCCUAUUACAAGCUCAUUUGGGUUCUCCUCGUUGCUCACAUUAUGGGUUUGCUGCUCCAACGACUCGCGGCGAGAAUCGGAGUUGUCACUGGCAAACACAUGUCCGAGAUCGCUUAUUCAUAUUAUCCGAAGGUGCCGAGACUGAUCCUCUGGAUUAUGGUCGAGAUUGCAAUCAUCGGAUCCGACAUGCAAGAAGUCAUCGGCACUGCCAUUUCGUUAUACCUUCUUUCCAAUGGAGCAAUUCCACUUUGGGCUGGUGUUCUCAUCACAAUUUUCGACACAUUCACAUUCCUGUUCCUCGAGAAAUACGGCAUCCGAAAAUUCGAGGCAUUCUUCUGCUUCCUCAUCACUUGUAUGGCUGUCACAUUCGGCUACGAAUUCGGACGAAGCGCGCCGUCGGCGGCGAAAAUCUUCACCGGAAUGUUUGUGCCGUGGUGCGAUGAUUGCGACAACAGCCAGCUGAUGCAAGGCUUCGGAAUAAUCGGAGCGGUCGUGAUGCCGCACAAUUUCUACCUACAUUCUGCCUUGGUCAAGAGUCGCAAAGUGGAUCGAAGGCGCAAGGAAAAAGUGGUUGAAGCGAAUAAAUACUUCUUCAUUGAAAGCUUCAUCGCGCUCUUCUUUUCGUUUAUCAUCAACACGCUCGUCAUCGCGGUAUUCGCUCAAGGAAUGUAUGGAAAAACGAAUCGCGAUAUGAGGCAACUCUGCUAUAAUAACACUCACAAUGAAAUGCCGAAUUUCUAUAAAGUCGAAUUUCCGGACAACUUGGACCCGGUGACGUCGGAUAUUUAUCAUUCUGGAAUCUAUUUGGGAUGCGCAUUUGGAAUAUUCGCGUUGUACGUGUGGGCCAUCGGCAUCCUCGCCGCCGGUCAAUCAUCGACAAUGACUGGAACGUACGCCGGACAGUUUGCUAUGGAGGGAUUCAUUCAAAUCCGAAUGCCGCAAUGGAAGAGAAUCCUCAUCACAAGAUCUCUCGCGAUUCUUCCCACGUUGGCUGUGACAAUCUUCAGCGGUGGCAUCGACCACAUCUCGGGCCUCAACGACUUCCUCAAUUGUGUUCAACUCAUCCAACUGCCUUUUGCUGUCGUUCCGGUUCUCACGUUCGUUGCCGACGCCAAAUUGAUGUUCGAGUUCCGAUUGGCAAGUGUCUCGAAAGCCAUUUCAAUUAUUAUCUCACUCAUCAUUCUCUUUGUCAACUUCUACUUUUUGUAUGAUUGGGUUGAAACUACAUUCGGAUACAACGCUGUUUCGAUUCCGAUUUCCCUCAUUUUCGCUGUCAUCUAUUUUGCCAGUAUCGCUUAUUUGACAUACUAUUGCCUGGUUGCUAUGGACUUUUUGAAGCCAAUCAAAACGAAAUGGCUUCCACCUCCGAUUUAUAAUGAUUUCGAUGACCCAUGGAAUUGCGAUUCAAUCGAAUCUGCGAAAUUCUAA